AUGAACUUAAGUAAUAGUGACGAUAAAAGUGGGGAUGACAAUUUUAGUGAAACUGAUAAUGGUGUGAAAAAAAAAAAAAAAAAAAAGACAAAAAAACAAAUUGAAAAUAAUGAAAAAAAUGAAAACCCAAACGAGCUUGGAAUUGUGUUAUAUGAUAAUGAAGAAAUAUGCAACUACUUGAAUGUAGAAAAUCCAAAAAGAAGCAUUACAGAUGAUCGUGUAAAUGCAUAUGACGAGUUUAAUAAUAAGAAUGUGGAUUUAAAAGGAAAUGCAAAAAUAUUUAAUUUACUAAAUAAACAAGUAGAUUCAGAAGAAUAUAUAUAUAAUGAAUUAAAAGGUGAUUUUAUGAAAGAAAUAAAUUUACCUAAUAAUUAUAAUUAUGAUGUAAAUAUAAUAGAAAUAUGUGAAAAAGAUGUAAAAUUUUUUUAUAGAUGUGUAGCAAAACAUAUUAAUAAAAAAAAAGACAAGAUAAAAGUAUAUUAUAUAAUAAGUAAUUUUAUAUUUUUCUUUUCAAAAAUGUAUAAAAAUACAAUAAAUUUUGAUGAUAAUGUACAUAAAGAUAUUAAUAGAAAUUUCGAUUAUAAAAGUAUAAUAAUACAAGGAAAUAUGAUUCCUUAUAAUUUUUAUAUUUUAUUAAAAGCUCUUUAUUUAAUGAAUACUUAUAAUGUUAUGAAUAAUUUAUAUAUAAUGGUAGAUUAUGAUGAAAGAAAAAAUAAAUCUUUACAUUUUUUAAAUAUGAUAGAAAAUAAAUUUUACGAUAAUUUUAGAAAAUUUGAAAAAAAUAUUAAAUCAAAUUUUAUUUAUAUUCAUAAAUUUUUACAAAAUAUUAUACCAAUAAAUAAAUUCUUAUUAUCAAAAGGAAAUAUAUAUAAAAAUUCUGAAAAUAUUCCUUCAUCUUUUGUAAACGAUGAUUUAUUACAAUUACAAUAUAAUCCCCCAACUCAAACAGAAACAGAUGCUAUUGUUUUGUAUCAACAAACAGAUAAUACACUUCCUACUCAUAACAACAACAACGAUCCAUCUAUUGUUGAAACUUCAUUUACAAAUACUGUACAAAAUAUACAACAAAAUUAUAUCAUAUAUGACCCUUUAAAUAGUUACAAACUUAUCUCAAAUGUUGUAAAAAGACAUUGUAAAAUAAUCGAAGAAAAAGAUGUACAUAAAAUAAUAAAUGAAUUAAAUGAUAUUAAUGAUAAUUAUACUAAAUAUUUACUUAAAGAUAAAAAAUUAUUAUAUACUGUUGAAGGAUAUGAAAAAAAUACUCUUAUCCAUAAUAUUUUACUAAAUAAUAUAUUUUUUGAUACUUAUAUUUCUUCUAUUUGUAUAUACUAUAUUAAUAAUUAUAUGGACAAAUAUGAAGAAAUAAAAGCUAUUCCUUUAUUUAAACCUUCUUAUUUUAAUAUUAUGAUAAAUAAAAUUAAAAAAAAAAAAAUUUUAAAGGCUCAAAAAGAAGGUACCCAUACAGCCCAACAUACUGUAGAUAAAUUAUGUAAUAAUUUUUUUAAAAAUUCAUUUGCUUCAAUAUUAAAUACACAAACAAAGGAUGAACAAGCACGAGAAGGCUAUUCAAAAGAAGCCCCAACACAAUCACAUACUAAUGAUAUACCUCUUAAUCAAGACACUGCUAAUAAUAAUUCCUCAUCAAGUCUAAACAAAAUUGGAAAUAAUAUUAUGAGCAAAAUAAUGAGUAGUAUCACAUCUGGGAUUGGAAAUGAAAUAAAAAAUGAUAAUACUGCCGAAAAUGCUGAUACAAUUAUUAAUGCACAAGUAGAGAAUCCGAACAUCCAAAACAAUGACAAUGAUGACAAACAUAAUGAAAUGCCAACAAUUAUAAACGAAGCUAUUAUUAAAAAACAAGGAAUAACUAAUUCUGUUACAUGCAUAUUUGCUUUCAUAAAUGAUAGUAACACUAAUGUAUUUAGCAAAAAAGAAAAAGAAAUUCGUGAACUUAUUAUAUAUGUAUUAAAAAAAAAAGAAGCUGAAUAUUCAAAUGAUUUAACUAAAUAUACAUUCAAAUAUAGAAACAGUAUAAAUGAUGCAAUUACAUCAAGUGAAAUUGAAAUACGAAAAUAUGACAAUAAACAAUUAUUUAUUUUUGGAAUUGUAUUAUCUAAUGAUAUAUCUAAUCCAAAACUUCAAGUAGAUAUAAAUGCUUUAUAUAAUUUAAAUGAAACUCUUCAUAAAAAAUAUAGUUCAAAAAAAUUUUAUAUCCAAACUGAUUUAUUUACUUUUUAUUGGAUAUAUGAAGUUCAUGUUUAUGGUUUUAUAUCCCUAAAAGGAAAGGAAGAUGACCAUAGAAUUGUUCGUCACAAUGAUAAUAUUUAUAGAAUGCCCUAUGAUGUGAAGUGGGAAAGCAAAGUUUUGUGGGGAUAUUACCUGUAUGUAAUUCAAGACAGUAUUGAUAGCAAAUAUUCAGAAGAAACAAUUAGAAAACUGAGACAAGAAGGAAUUAAUUUAAGAUUAUGCUCUGAACAGUUUGAUGUUAAAAUAGUUGAAAACGAUAUUAAUGAAAUAUUAAAUAUGCAUGAUUUAAAUUUUAGUGAUUUAAAAUAUCUAAAUAAAAAUAUAUUUAUGAAUAUGAUAUUUUUAAUUGAAAAUGGACAUUUAACAUAUUUUGGUUUUAUGAACACAGAAAAUAUGGAAAUAAAUCAAAAAAAUCAUUAUAUAUCUAUAAAUAUUUUUAAAAAAUAUGUAUCUUUUCCAUCUUAUAAUUUUAGUAUACCUCUAUUAAAUGACUCAUGGAUCACAGAUGUUUUGUCAAGCCAGGCGCUACUGCCAUUCAAUAAUUACUUUUACAAAUUUUGA
Messenger RNA from Plasmodium vinckei vinckei, 2805 nucleotides. Its product is annotated as conserved Plasmodium protein, unknown function. The transcript has 2 exons. The coding region runs from base 1 to 2805 and encodes 934 amino acids. Lineage: Eukaryota; Apicomplexa; Aconoidasida; Haemosporida; Plasmodiidae. The record is from RefSeq and is a predicted model, not a curated record.